AUGAGCAGCGCAGGAGAGCAAGCUACUGCUCGUGUGCCGGCAAAUGAGGGUGAAAAGUCUAUUGAUUCUGAUUUGCCACAGAUUGACUUGUGGCAGGAUUUUAAGGAUGCCACGAGGUACCUAAUUUUCAAUCCAGAGGCUAAUCAUAUUAUUAUGCCUCUGCUAGUGGUUAUUGAGAGCUUAGCAUUGAAAUGGAUAAUUUAUAACGUCCCUUAUACUGAAAUCGACUAUCAAGCGUACAUGGAACAAAUUUGGACUAUACAGAGUGGUGAAAGGGAUUACUCCAUGAUCGAAGGUUCAACAGGGCCCCUAGUGUAUCCUGCUGGACACGUGUGGAUCUACCGAAUUAUGGAGAAGAUAACGUCAGGAAUGGAUAAUCUUAAGGCUGGUCAGCAUAUCUUCAGACACCUGUACAUCGGCACUAUGAUACUGCAAAUGAUAUGCUAUGUCAUGUUGGAAAUCCCACCGUGGUGUGUUGUUUUGGCCUCAUUAUCGAAACGAUUGCACUCUAUCUAUGUACUGCGACUAUUCAAUGACUGUUUUACCACGUUUUUUAUGACUUUGACUGUCCUUUUACUUCUGAUUUCGGCUCGAUUCCAACGGAGAUUCAUUUGCUUACCGGCCAGCAUCACUUAUGCAAUUGCGAUAAGUAUAAAAAUGAACGCUCUUACUUAUCUUCCAGCGGUCUUAUUAUCAAUAUUUCUACUCACAGGCGGGCAAAUUCUCGAAACCUUGCUUUGCAUUGUGAUCAUAGAUGGUUGGCAAUUAUUUAUUGCUCGAGACUUUCUUAAAGACUACGCUCCCGAGUACUGGACAACAGCUUUCAAUUUCGGUCGUAAAUUCAUGUACAAGUGGACUGUCAACUGGCAGUUCCUUGAUGAGGACGUAUUCCAAAAUGAAUUAUUUCAUCGCACUCUGCUUGUGUCUCAUGCACUGGUCCUAUUGUUAUUCGCUUUCACUCGGUUCACAACUCCUUUACAGGUGAAAUCCGGCUUGAAGUCGCUAAUUCAUCCUUUCUCAAGAGUGACCCGCUCUUUCGUGCCUUCGCCUAAAAGCAUUGGUUAUGCACUCAUCAUGACCAAUUUCGUGGGUAUUGUUUUCGCUAGGUCACUGCAUUAUCAAUUCUUAUCGUGGUAUCAUUGGAACUUGCCAAUUAUCAUUCACUGGAGCGGUCUACCUAUGUACCUUGGAAUUCCUUGGUACCUUGCUCAUGAGUGGUGCUGGAAUAGCUAUCCUCCUAACGAUAUCGCGAGCGGCCUUCUAUACUUAUUGAACAACGUCCUCCUCAUUUUGGCAUAUUUAAACUACCCAGUAAAAGUCACAAGCGACAAGAAGGAGCAGUGA
Lachancea fermentati is the source of this 1344-nucleotide messenger RNA. The record is from the annotation of a GenBank genome assembly. NCBI's taxonomy places the organism in Eukaryota, Fungi, Ascomycota, Saccharomycetes, Saccharomycetales, Saccharomycetaceae.